Messenger RNA from Aedes albopictus (Asian tiger mosquito), 9578 nucleotides. It is a transcript of the gene Megf8, whose product is annotated as multiple epidermal growth factor-like domains protein 8. The record is from RefSeq and is a predicted model, not a curated record. The transcript has 5 exons. Gene Ontology annotation, molecular function: protein binding; calcium ion binding. The coding region runs from base 876 to 9539 and encodes 2887 amino acids. Lineage: Eukaryota; Metazoa; Arthropoda; Insecta; Diptera; Culicidae.
GCUUUUCCUUUACCUUCAAGUGGACCUCCCUUUAUGUGCCACCCACCCGUGAAAGGAACGAAAACAACAAAGCAUAAAACGCAACAUAAACAAAAGUUGCCCAGUGGGUUAUCAACAUUUCAUUUCGAUUCUGAAUUAAACAGUGCCAGCAGAUUAAAUUACUUCUGUCAGUUCGAGCAAUUUGCACUGUAACGAAAGUAAUGAUUUUCGGUCUUUUCGACGAUAACAUUGUUUUAUGACUGUAAAUUCAUAAGGUUUUUAGUUCAUUGCUCUUAGCAUUUAAUUUGGUCAUCUACAAUCCAUGUUCUAAUCCGAUUACAGAUGCGAAUUCACAGUCUUCAAAAAACGUUUCGAAGUGUGAUUUACUAAAUUUGUAUGGCAACAGUGUUCAGGAUGACAGUGCGUGAAAACUCCCAUCAGUCCCAUCAACGAACAAAAGUCGGAGAAAAAUUUCCUUCUUACGACAGUUUUUUGCGAAUUUUUGUGCAAUAAAACAUAUCAAAUCGGUUUUCCAUUGAAGUUUCUGGCGUGAAAAGUGGAGCAAUUGCGUUUGUGCAUGCAUGUGAUAGUGAAAAUUCAAGUAUACUGGUGAAAAAAGAGUUUGCAUCUGAGUAGGGUGCAACAGCGAGACGGACAUCGCGACCCCCUCCGAGAAAGCUUUGAGUUGGAGAUGAAAAUUUACAAACGGAUCCGUGGGCAAUGAAACAGAAACUGAGCAUAUUUAGUGAAUGUUAUUAGUUUACUUGUGUAAUCAAUACAUUAAAAUGCAGAUCUAAACGACAAACUAGUUAAAAAGGUAGCAGCAGUCAGUAUUGUAUCUAUCAUGCAAGACAUGAGCAGUAAUCCCCCAUCAGUGUAGUGAACGAACGAGCGAUAUGGAUGAACCGGUGGAGGAAUCAUCGCCGCCAUCGUCUAACAAGCAUCGCUGUAGGAUAAGACCGUCACCGGUUUCGGCGUUAUAUAAACAUAAUUUCAACGCACCGAAAAUGCUGUUCCUGCUGCUAUUUUGUAGUUCACCAUUGGUCACGAUUGCACUCUCGUUGACAAAGAAUUCACAGCACCAAUCGUGUGACAAAUCCCGACGAGUAUUCACCGAACCGUAUGGUGAGAUUAGCGAUGGCCCAUCCGGCUAUAAUUACACCCAAGAUUCCCACUGCGAAUGGUUGAUCCGGGCGCAUAAUGAUAGCCAGUUCAUUACGCUAACGUUUCGCAGCAUGGGAACCGAGUGUUCAUACGACUACAUCUUCAUAUACGAUGGCGAUUCGUUUCGGUCUCCCCUUUUGGGUAGUUUCAGCGGGAAAACAGAACCACAGCGAGUAUUGGCUGCAUCUGGAAGUAUGCUCGUACUGCUCUACAGCGACACCAACUACGUACUGGAAGGAUUCAAGGCGGAGUUUUCUGUAACAAAUUGUCCUAACAAUUGCACAAACCACGGGAAGUGCGUCGAUCACUCGUGUGUGUGCGAAGACAAUUGGAUCGGGCUGGACUGCAGUCAGGAUGCAUGUCCCGAUAAAUGUGGACAAGACGAAGGCAGAGGGAAAUGCGCAAAUGCGAAAUGUGUUUGUUCAAGUGAAUAUUCCGGCCAGUCCUGCAGCCUGCAAAAAAGCCAUCCGCCCCCGAACGAGUGGCAUUGGCUCUCCAACUCGAAAAAUGGCCUCACACCUCGAGCCACUCAUACGGCCGUAUAUUACGGCCCAACGGAUUCACUCUACGUAUUUGGCGGAUACAAUUUGAACCACGUGUUGGACAGCCUGCAAAUCUACCGAUUUUCGAAAAGUCACUGGGAAAACGAAUGGGGACUGCGGAUCAGCAGCGAAGAUUUCGACACGUUGGACGGACGAUCUCCGAUGGGAGUGUGGCUUUCGGAGGAAUCCAGUGGACCGAACUUUUUCAACAAUGUUAUUUAUUCGUUGGCCGAUAAUAGGACGGGCCCUUUCGGACGGAUGUACGCAAAUAGCAGCAGACCAACUGGACGAUAUGGACAUGCGGCGUGUGCCGUAGAAGAUGGAUUCGUGAUUUUUGGGGGAAAGUUGGCCGGAGGGCGUUUAUCGCACGACUUUUGGCUGUAUAAUAUUAGCCAUAACAACGGAACCUGGUCGGAGAGAGCGAAGAUGUCGUCUUUUAAGCCGCCAUCGUUGACGAGGCAUACGUUAACGUUUGCCAAUGGCUACAUCUACGUGUUUGGAGGUGCUUUAGAAAGUGGCGAAUUUUCGUCCCGUUUAUUUCGAAUAAAACUAUCGGCAAAUCCGGUUGAAGAGCAGUGGGAGGAAGUUAUCCCGCGCGGUGGAAAGACAUUGGACCUUCGCAUUGUUGCACACACGACGUCCUAUCAUAGACACAGUAAAUCGUUGAUAGUAUAUGGUGGAGUGGUGGCAGGAGUGGCUCGAUUUUCAAAGCUUUCGGAUCGCAUGUUUUCGUUUCAUCUAGAGCAUUUGCACUGGGCUGAAAUAAUGUAUCCACGCACUCCUCUGCGGGAUGCUUACAUUCCUCGGGAACGUGCAUUCCAUACAACCACAAUAAAUGGAAACUAUCUUAUCGUAUUCGGCGGCUAUACGCAUCGUCAUAAUAAGGAAGAGAUCUGCUACGACAAUCAAAUGUACUUGUACCAUUUGGGCUGCCACAAUUGGGUGAAUCAGGAUGUACUAGGGACGAGUCGACAUGAACGUUAUCCGAAGCAGCAAGGUGUAUUUGCCCAUGCAGCAGCGCUAAGAAACGGGAACACUUUGUUUCUGGUGGGCGGAUACCAUGGAAAUGUGAAUGGAGACCUGCUGGCGUACACUCUGCCACCACUUUUGAUUGUCGAUAAUGAAGAAGACUUUGAACCAGAAGCUGCAUGUCCAAAGCACACUUCCGUAACGGAAUGUCUUUCGGAUCCGGAAUGCGGAUGGUGCUCAGCAGAUAACGUUUGUUACGGUCGAACGAUUGGCGCCAACUGUACUACCAACUUACAAACCACAAGAUGUCGCGGAAUAUGUCCUGCCCUCGGCGAUUGCCAUUCCUGCUUGAUUCACGGAUCAGCCGCCAAAGGAAGCUCCAAGUCAGUUUCCAACAAGUUGGGGUUCGAUCGCUGCACUUGGUGCGUUCAAAAUGCCAGAUGUCAUCACAAUAACGACAACUACGGUGUUUGCGGUGAAGAUACACCUUCGCAGAAUCCCGGCUGGUGGGGCGCCAAAGGCACGGAAGUCUUGUCUCCGGAUCAAUGUACUCAGAAGGACACUCGACCAGGGCUCACAUUUCUAAAAUAUCUCGACCCCGUCGACUGGUCGAUGCCCGAUUCGGUAAUGGUUGUAAACGCUACCAUGGUAGAUUUCAAUGUCCCCUCCACUACCACACAUGCGGAACAAUCUUUCAAUGGGCAGGUUGUGGCAAGAUUGCUGGGUUUCAUUCGCCCUCCUGUAGUUUGGGAAGGAGCUGGAGAACGCCUGCGUGCUUGCGCAAGCUAUUCACAGGCUGUUCUACGCAUGGCCUCAACUGAUCUGAGCAACACGAAUUCCCGCAAAAAAGUUAUUCCCGUUGUCACGGCGAACAUAACAGCCGGUCAAAACGUUUGCGAAAUGGCCCAAUGGAGGAGUCUGGAACCUCGCUUCCGUGUCAUGGUCGAUUUUCAAGCCAAGCGGAGCACCACGGUUAACAUUCAAAGCCAUCACCAGCAAAUCAGUAAAAUGGGACUCCAACACAGCGCCAUCGGGCAAGAAAACCCCAAAACCUUCACGUUUGAAUUCCUAGAACCGUUUUCUAAUGGGUCGUGUAGUUCCUAUGGGAAUUGCUUGCAUUGUCUGUCCGACUCCCUGUGCGGAUGGUGUGAGCUAACCUCGCAAUGCAUUUCCCGUCUCGCGAAUGAAAGUUCCGCCUGUCGGAGAGGAUCAAACUGGCGCUAUCUUACCGUACAACCGGCCCAAUGUUCAAACUGUUCCAACUACAUCUCCUGCGAGCAGUGCAUCCAGACGGGACUUUGCGAAUGGUGGGCCGAAGAUGCUAGAUGUUCGCGAAAGGGAAGGUCCCUGACGGCGGUCAAAGAUUUAGACCACUGCCCGAUCCCUUGCUACCUGCGAACCAAUUGUUCGACAUGUUUGAACGAGCGGGGACGCUGCGUUUGGUGUGAAGCCACGAAUCAAUGCUUUAGUUUUUCCGUCUAUACAAGCGAAUAUCAGUUUGGGUUAUGUCGCGAAUGGCUGGAUCAAACAAUGCCUACGCCUACCACCGCAGGAAGUCAGCACGCCGGUCAACCGGCUCAGCAAUGCAAAUCAUGCAGCAGCCAUCGGAAUUGCACCCAAUGCCUACGCUCGCUCAGCUGCGGGUGGUGUUAUGACGUGGAUAAUCCCAUCGAAGGAGUUUGCAUGCAAGGAGAUUUCAAUCGAUCGUCGUACAGCUGCCAGGCUACGUUGAACACAACUGCCGGAAAAGAGCGAUGGUCUUACGCCCAAUGUCCGGACGUGGAUGAAUGUGAACUAGGACUUCACGAUUGUCAUGAGCAGGCUGAGUGUUCCAAUACACACGGUUCGUACAGUUGCCGUUGUCGGAAAGGUUACCUGGGAGAUGGAGUUCGGAAUUGUAUUCAAACGUGCUAUGAAACAUGUGUGCACGGAUACUGCUCCGGUGGUCCGGAUUAUAAAUGUCAGUGUGAUCUCGGAUGGACCGGAAUCGAUUGCAGUCAAAAUUGCGAAUGCAACAAUCAUUCUACCUGCGUUCAAGGGGUUGGAAAAUGCGAUAAGUGUAUGAACUGGACGGAAGGACAGUUUUGCGAACGUUGCAGUCCAGGAAGUUUCGGGAAUGCUACUGCGGAGCUGGGAUGCCAACCAUGCGAUUGUAACGGACACGGAAAUGAGGCGCUGGGUAUUUGCGAUUCCCAAACAGGUGAAUGUUACUGUCAGGACAAUACCGAAGGACUUAAGUGUGAAAUGUGCAACCGGAACUUUUUCGGUGAUCCCAAAGGAGGUGGCCAAUGCUAUUAUCAGUGCGAACCCCGAGGAGUGUUAACAAACGUUGGAACUGAAGGAAUUGGUUCCUAUCAAUCCCAUCGGUCUAUACGGGGAGGUACGGAAGCACGCGAAUGUUUAUGGAUUAUCAGCCCGUACGUGAAACACGGAGUAGAAUUGAAAAAUGCUAUUAUCCAGUUUGAAAUUGAACCGCAGGACAUGAACGUUACUUGUGGGCAGAAUGCAGUAUAUGUAUAUGACGGUUUACCGGAUUUAACGGGCGCCACCCAGCAGAAACAGCUAUUGGCGGUAUUUUGCAGCGAAGAUAAAAGCCCAUGGAUAACGGAAGCUCGAUCAGGUCAUCUAACGAUCCACUACAAACAAGGAGGUCACGGGCAAGGCUUCAAAGCAAUCUACAACGUGAUGAGCUGUUCGAUCAAUACGUGUAAGCGUCCGUACGUUUGCCACGCGGAUAAAUGUGUAUGCCCAAAGGGAUUUGCCGGACCUCGUUGCUCACUAAAAAUAUGUCCAUCGGACUGCAAUGCCGACCGGAAACAAGGUACAUGCGAUUCAGGCUAUGGACGUUGUGUCUGCACGACUGGCUAUGGAGGCCCCGACUGCUCACGCUCCAUUAAACCUUCAAAUGUUGUGUUCGUAGAACUGUUCAACUCAUACCUUAUUUCCGAUAGCUUCGAGCAUUUGCGCAAAACCCUGCCUCGGUUUGGUCAUUCUCUGGUCGCCGAUCGUCGCGGGUCGCUAUGGAUGUUCGGCGGAUAUUCAUUAUCCCAUGGUCCGCUGAACGACAUCCGCCAAUUUGACACCAAAAAUAAUACAUGGAUGCAGGUAACCGUCGAUUCCAGUCCAGAAGAUCGAAUGCCCCAGGGAAGAUACUUCCACGCCGCAGAAAUAAUCUUUUCAAAGCAGGCAAUCUAUGUUUACGGUGGGUUGUCCCGGAAUCAGUCAUCCCACCUGGUGCUGGAUGAUUUUUGGCAGUUCGGACUUCAAACGCAACGUUGGAGCAUGGUAACUCAAAAUGGAGCCAAACCUCCGCCACUGGCAGGUCACAGCAUGACGGUUGUAAAGGAAGCGGAUAAAGACGUUCUUCUAAUAAUCGGUGGAUUUUCAGUAGAUGGUGGCAUGCAAAAUCGCAUCUGGAUGUUUGACUUGGGUUCCAACAGCUGGUCUAAAAUUCUCACCACCGGAGCCAAACCUAUUGGAAUAUUUGGUCACAGCGCGGUUUGCCAUCCAACCAAGCAGAUUCUGUAUAUAUACGGCGGUAUUGUUUUUUCAUCUGGUAAGACCAAAGUGUCCAACAAGCUCUACGCAUUCAGUUACAAAACCCUAAAAUGGACCGAACUUCCAGUUUUUGCUAGCAAACCAACCGAUUACGUUCCUCAAACGCGUUACCUACAUUCCGCUGUGACGACGGAGAACUAUAUGUUGGUGUUUGGCGGCCGGUCACACCCUGGAAGUGCAGGAGAUGCGAUGAUAGCUUACGUCUACAAAUGUAAUCGGUGGCUGAGACUUGGUGCAGAUAUCGAGGUGAUUGGAAACCCUUUCGGGCAAACCUACGCCCAAGCGAUGACCCAAGAUCCAGAUUACGACGCAUUUUACGCCGUGGGAGGCUGGGAUGGCAGUAGCUACAGUCGUGUCACGAAGAUCAUCAUGCCGCAAGACUUGUGUGAUCUCUGGAGCAGUUCGAAGUACCACUGUCGGCAAUACAUGGGAUGCAGUUAUUGCGCGAUUACAACCAUGGAAGGAUCCAAAACUCAUUGUUACUCGGUGGGAAACUCGGAUGUCUGUGAUGCACAGAAUGGAACAUUGUCGUUCAACAACGGAGCACCUUGCGACGAUGAGUGGAUUUCGAAAAGGAACUGUUCCUUGUUUGAUACCUGCUCGACUUGUUUGGCAUCGUUUCCAUCUCACAUUGAAACCGAACCUGUCUGCCAGUGGUGUCCGGAAUGUGGCGUCCGCGGUAAAUGUCUUCAGUAUGAUAGCGAAUGUAUGGCAGACGACAAAUGCCAGUUCAACCACACGUCCAUCAUAGAUUUAGAUAGCUGUCCUGCCUUCAACUGUGCCGCAUCAGAUUGCGAGAGUUGCCAUACAAUGCCAAACUGUUCGUGGAUAUUCACCGGAAAGCACUUUCAAUGCCAGUUUCGGAACGAAUCCGAUAGUAACAAAAAACCUGCUGCAUGCCCUCCGAACUGCCACACCUACGUAUCCUGCAGUGCUUGCCUAAGUCAACCAUCGUCGGAAGGAGGAUACUCGGAUUGUCGGUGGUCUACCCAGUUAAACGAAUGUAUUUCUCCCAGUUAUCAACCUCUGUACUGUGCCGGUAGCAUCUGUGGCCUGGUGUUAGACCCCUCAAACAUCGAACAGUGUCCGGAACCGUGCGGUGCGUUUACCCAGUGUGCAACAUGCCUAAGGCAUGCCCAUUGUGGAUGGUGUUCUCGUAACGGAACUGAGGGCGAUGGCGUUUGUACCGAAGGGUCCCUGGAUAGUCCGGUAGAUUACCCGGCAGCCUCGACCUGUGACGUUAUCUACAGUGUCAAAAACAACAUCACCGUCAUCGAUCGGAACGACCGAUUCAGCUGGAAUUAUGUCAAGUGCCCUCCGGAGAACGAAUGUGCCAAUAGUCACCACAGCUGCAAUGUAAAGUCCGAACGUUGCGUAGAUCGACCGCAUGGCUACGAAUGCCAAUGUGCUGACGGAUACAAAUCCGAUGCUGGAGUUUGCAUUCCAGUAUGUCGUCAGGGAUGCGUCCGAGGACUUUGCACCGAGCCGGACAAAUGCGAAUGCGAUUUCGGAUAUGUUGGUGCCAACUGUAGUAUUCAAUGCCAAUGUAAUGGUCAUUCCAAUUGUGCUGGGCCGGAUCAGCUGGACACUUGCUUGCAUUGCCACAACAACACCCUAGGGCCACAGUGCGAAAAAUGUAUGCCAUUCUUUGUUCGGGAUCCCCGGAACAACGGCGAAUGCGUUCCAUGUAGCGAAUAUUGCUACGGUCACACUGACCUGUGUGUCGCGAAAGAGCUGGAACCGAUCGUAAAAAAUAUGACCAGAGCCGAAUUGAACAACCAUCUAACGGAAGGAUCCCAGUCGGAGGCAGUAUGUUUGCGAUGUGAAAAUUUCACCGAUGGAGAUCGCUGUGACACUUGCAUUCCGGGAUACUUCCGGGGUGCAACCAUUGCCAGCGAUUCGUGUCGACCUUGUCAGUGCCAUGGGCACGGAGAUAUGUGUGACCCGGUAACCGGCGAGAAGUGCAACUGUGGAAACAACACCGAAAGCGACAACACUUGCUCUGCGAAAGGGAAAAAUUUGGCGUACAGUUGUUGGUCGAUGCAGUGCACAAAAUGCAAGGAUUCCUACUCGGGUCAUCCGUCCAAUGGGCAUCAGUGUUACAAACACAUCACGGUGGAUUCCAGAAUGUGCUUCGAUGCCAAAACCAUCGAUGAGUGCAAAAUCAAACCACAGCCGCUUAAAUCCGGCCAAACAGUAUUCUUCGUCAUUCAACCACGUUACAUGAAUGUCGAUAUUAGAUUCAUUGUGGACGUAACGCAAGGCGAAUUAGACUUUUACAUGAGCCCCAACGACGAAUCCUUCGUUGUUCACGCGAAUGGCAGUUCCGGCCAUCAUGACAUCUUCUUAGACAACCGGUAUUCUUGGCAGCAUGACUUAGUUGAUGUUACAUCAGUGGAUACUUUAAAUCUGUAUCCACUCAACGUUCAUGGCAAUGGAUCCGACAUGAGUAUUGACCCAUCCAUGCCGAUUGGAUUGGGUACAUCCCAUUCCAACUGUCGAAUGGAUACGGAAAAAUUCUUUUUUGUCAAGGAUAAAAUUGCCAAGGACCUAAUAACGUACGUUACACUGUAUCAGUGUAAUUCCCUGCUGCGAGUGUUUAGUUUGAAGAAUCGUUUAGUAGUGACACUGCCCCAUACGAUACAUGCAUUGGGUCAGACCAAAUUUUACAUAGCUCUAAGAGCUCGCGCCGGUUCAACGGCCAGUUACGGUUUGGUAUUUUUCCGCCAGGACCAGCUCCACAUACAUUUGUUUGUAUUUUUCUCAGUAUUUUUUUCGUGCUUCUUCUUGUUCCUGGCGAUUUGUGUCCUCGCGUGGAAGGCCAAACAAGCGGCCGACAUGCGACGCGCUAGAAGACGUCAUGUGGUCGAAAUGUUGCACAUGGCCAAACGGCCUUUCGGUAGGAUAAACUUAACUUUAGAUAGCCCCAGUGAAACUCCGGCCAGUCAUAGAAAACGCAGCCGCAGUAAACACCUGGCUCAGGCUCAACAAUUGCAGCAGGAUAUAGCUCCGGUUGCGUUGGAGCCAACCGCGGACAACGUUGCCGCCGUCGGUACCGUCUUUGUACGUCUUCCAGGUAAACAAAAGUCACAGGUUACCCUUGCCCUGGCGUCGUCGCUGGUGGUCCUCACCCGGAACCAUACCACAUACAAUAGGGCAUUUCACAGACGGAGAGGUUCGUCGCACCACCACCAUCAGCAAGCUCAGCAACACCUACAGGGAGGCGGCCAGGCGCAACAGGUGCCACCGAUGUUUGUCGAUCUGCCACACGAACAAGUUCCACUGCAACCGAUGGCGUUGCACAGGCCACUAGAACGCAAUAAUUGAGGGCGACGGGACUUUGCAAAUAGCUAUUGUUUUUUUUUA